GAGAGGAUGGAGCAGCCCCUCACCUCCACCCUGCACCUGAGCCGCCCUGCGGGAGCGCAAGGGCAAAGAGCGAUGGAGGCCUUCAGUCCCCCCAGGCGGCCCCAGGAGGAGGAGGUGUCCUCCGGGCCAGGCGCCCCCGGCCCGGCCCUCGGAUCUCCAGGCUGUGGGCCGGGUGUGGCGGAAGGGGCCGCCCCGGAGGCCCCCAGGAGAGCCGAGAGCCAAGGACUUGCGGAGCAGCAGCGAGAGCAACUGGUGGAGCAGCUGAAAGCCGAGAGGAGGGACAGGCGGAGGGAACAUGAGCUGGCGCUGAGAAGGAUAGCAGACGACCGGCGACAUCUCCAGGCGAAGGCCCAGUUGAGCCAGGCCUUGCCAGUCCAGCCGCCUGCGGCCCCGUUUGAGAAGAAGGUCCAGCAGCUCCCCCGGGAUGGGCAGUGCCUGCUCACGAUCCGCCUCCCUGCAGGGGACUCGGUGCGCGAGAGUUUCCCAGCGGACUCGUCCCUCGAGGGGGUACGCCAGCACCUCCUGUCUCAACACCCGGGGCUGUCGCCGACCUUCUCCUUCCUGCAGAGCUUUCCCAAGCGCCGUUUUGGUCCGGCUGACCUGCCCCACACCCUGCAGGCUCUCGGCCUGACCCCCAGCGCCACCGUCUGCAUAGUGGAUCUGGUGCCUGGGCUCCCGGCCUCUGAGCAGCCCCUCCUCAGGCCCACCCCUGAAGCCCCCUCUGAGGGGCCCGGGCAGCAACCUGUGGCGGGGGAGAGGGCCUCCGCCCAGAAGCGGGGAGAGGCAGAGCCCCCGCUCUCUUCCCCAGCACAGAGGGGGGCUCCAGGGGACCCCUCCAGAGCGCACGGCCGUGGGGAGCCCGACCAUCCUGUCCACCACCACUGGGGGCGAGGCUGUAAGCUGGACUCCGAGGUGCCCAUGGAGCAGAGCUCUGGGGCAGCCACCCGGCAGACGGUGCCCCUGGAGGAUCUGCCAGGUUUCAUGCCUCUUCCAGAACGCGCUGCCAGAGAACUGCGUGGGCACCCGUGGCCCGUGGAAGGAGGCAACCGGCUGAGGGAAGCCGACGGGAGUGGGGCUGAGUCCCUGGCGCUGCCUCUGGCUGUGGCCCAGGCAGCCGAACAGCGCCUCCAGCAGGUGGCCUCUCAGGGCGCAAAGGAGGAGGAGGAGGAGGAAGAGAGGUGGCAGGGCAUGCCUGGCCUCACGACUCCCCCAGGGUGCCUGCCUCCGCGUGUGCUGUCGCUCUUCCAGCUGUCUCUGCGGGGGACCCUGGCCCUCCUCACAGCUCCCAGCAAGCAGUACUGCAGCAGCCUCGCUGCCCUGACACCUGGACUGGCCGAGCAGCUGCUGGCGGCCAUGAUCCAGCAGAGCCUCCUGACCCCGCGCAACCUGCGCCUCUUCUUCGGCUGCCCCCUGCAGAAGCUGUGCCUGGACUGCUACCCCUACGCGACCAAUGAGCUGCUGCGCCAGCUGCGGGCUUUCCCCAGCCUCCGCCACCUUAGCCUUCUGGCCUGCUCCGUCAUCACAGACCAGGGCCUCUGUGUGCUCCAGCACCUCUCCCGCCUCCAGCAGCUCAACCUCUCCGCCUGCACGAAACUGACAGACCACUGCCUGCAGUUCCUGAGAGGGCUUCCCCACCUGUCACAUCUGGCGCUGGACCAGACACACAUCUCGGACCAGGGCCUGGCAGAGUUCCUGCUCUCAGCGCCUCCCACGCUCACGCAUUUGAGCCUCAACCAGACAGGCAUCACGGAAAGCACCCUUGGCCUCCUGCCCCAGUAUGCCCGCAACCUCUGUGUGCUCAGCAUCAAGCAGACGGCCGUUACAGAUGUGUCGGCGCUGAGGCAGCUCGAGGCUCUGCAGGCGCUCCACCUGGAUGGCACCCGGGUGGCCGAGCCCGCUCUCCGGGCCUUGGCCUCGCACCCCACCCUCUCCCGCCUGACGCUUUCGGGAGCCCAGUCCCUUGACAGCGACCGGGCCCUGGAGAUCAUCUCAGGCCUCCCGCUGGUGCAGUUCUCCCUGCCGAGGCGGCAGACGGUCACCGAUGCGGGCUUGACGGCCUUGUGCCACCUGGGGGGCCUCCUAGAGCUGGACCUGUCAGACUGCAGCCGCGUCACCGACCUGGGGCUGCAGCAUCUUGCUCAUCUGCGCAGGCUGCGCCGCCUCUCCCUCUGCAACACCCUGGCCACGGACAGCAGCCUGCAGCCCGUGGGGAGCCUGCAGCUUCUGGAGGAGCUGUGCUUGGACCGCCUCCGUGUCUCCAGCCUGGGGGUGGCGCGCUGCAUCACCAGCCUCCCCCACCUGCAGGUGCUGAGUCUUGCCAGCACACCCGUUGGGGACACAGUCGCCAGGCUGGGCAUCGCUCGCUGCCCGCAGCUGCUCAAGGUGAACCUGAGCCGCACCCGCCUCACGGACCGAGGGCUUCGCUUCCUCCACCAGGCGCCCCUUGUCCAGCUCAACCUGGACGGCUCAGGAGUGACGGCUCCGGGUGUCGCCGCCCUGCAGGCCGCCUGCCCUGCCCUUGGCAGCAUCCGGGCCUCCCACUUGCGCACCCUGGCCCGGGAGGAGGUCUCUGAUGAAGAAGGAUCCAGCUAGGCCAGGGCGGUGAGCCCCUGCCCCCGCCCCCACCCCUGGGCCCGGUGGGUACCCAGUGUCCCCCCCCCUGCUUGGGGGGGGGAGGGCUUUCCCAGCUUCCCUCUGCUUUGGUUGCCCUCGAGGGCCAGACAAAGUCCAGGCUGGUUCCCUGCAGAGCUGGCUCGCCAGAGAGGCAGGCGGCCAUCAGCGAGCGCCUGGGCAUCCCCUGUGAGGGAUCUCGGGCACCGGCAGGAACGGGGCAUGUUCUGUGGUCAAGAAAUCCAGGCUUUUUGUUGCGUGACGUGCUCAUUCCCACCUCGACACCGUCCCAACGUUGGCGAAAACGCUCCCUGGGGGCUGACUGAAGCUGGACACGGUGCUUGCGGCAAGACUGAUCAGAGCCUGGAAGAGAGUUUGAGGAAGAACCAACUGGUUGCAGGAGAUGCGGCAGAAGGAAAGACCCUGGGAGGCCAUCCCUGGGGCAGCCGGGCGGGUGAGGGCAACCGAGCGGAGCGCAUCCAGGCCCUGGCCUCUGCCUGCCAUUUGUGCCUUAAGACUUGCAAUAAAAAGAACAAAGAGUCUUUUUCA
Pogona vitticeps (central bearded dragon) is the source of this 3159-nucleotide messenger RNA. NCBI's taxonomy places the organism in Eukaryota, Metazoa, Chordata, Lepidosauria, Squamata, Agamidae. The record is from RefSeq and is a predicted model, not a curated record.